Molecule: messenger RNA, 11363 nt
Organism: Loxodonta africana (African savanna elephant)
Lineage: Eukaryota; Metazoa; Chordata; Mammalia; Proboscidea; Elephantidae
Gene: USP37
Product: ubiquitin specific peptidase 37
Exons: 26
Coding region: 498-3443 (981 amino acids)
Biological process (GO): protein deubiquitination
Cellular component (GO): cytoplasm
Molecular function (GO): cysteine-type deubiquitinase activity
Source: RefSeq, a predicted model, not a curated record
UAUAGGCUUGCGCGCACGCCUGGUUUGGUCGCGUCGAGUGUGCGUGCGUGCGUGCGUGUUUGCGUGUGGUCACAGUUCCCGCCAUCAGCCGCUCUCCCUGACUGGGGGAGUGAGCGACCCCGCUCCACAGUGGCCGGUACCCCUACUUUACUCCCGGUUCCUCCUCCUCCGCUCGGACUCUGUGUUUCCGGUAGGCCCGUUCUGGGGCUCCUGACUCGCAGGCACAGCUGAGUUGAUGGCUUCCGGAGAACUGGCAUAGCUGCAGAAUAUGAGUAGUUCCCCAAGAAGAGUGCUUUGCCUUUGGCACAAGGAUCAGAAUAAAGGUGAAUUGUUAUUACAUAGGGUUUUUCAGUAAAAGUCACUGAAAAUAAUUUUCUGUACAGUAAAUAGAGCCUCAAACUAGGGGCCCUCAGACUGUAUCCUGCCUGCAGAACCUGUCUGGUGAAAGUAUUUUUUCAUUUUAAUUGGGCUGGAAGCAAUUUAUUUUUAAAGAAAGUAUGUCUCCUCUGAAGAUACAUGGUCCUAUCAGAAUUCGCAGUAUGCAGACUGGGAUUACAAAGUGGAAAGAAGGAUCCUUUGAAAUUGUGGAAAAAGAGAAUAAAGUCAGCCUAGUGGUUCACUACAAUACUGGAGGAAUUCCAAGGAUAUUUCAGCUAACUCAUAACAUUAAAAAUGUGGUGCUUCGACCCAGCGGAGCAAAACAAAGCCGCCUAAUGUUAACUCUACAAGAUAACAGCUUCUUGUCUAUUGACAAAGUACCAAGUAAGGAUGCAGAGGAAAUGCGGUUAUUUCUAGAUGCAGUCCAUCAAAACAGACUUCAUGCAGCCAUGAAACCUCAGGGAUCUGGUAGUUUUGGAGCUAUUCUGGGCAGCAGGACCUCACAGAAGGAAACCAACAGGCAGCUUUCUUACUCAGACAAUCAGGCCUCUUCAAAAAGGGGAAGCUUGGAAACUAAAGAUGAUGUUCCAUUUCGAAAAGUUCUUGGCACUCCAAGUAGAGGAUCUAUUAAAACUACACCAGGAAGUGGGAUACCUGUCACCCGGACGAUUCCUUCUCUGACAUCUACGUCAACACCUCUUAGAUCAGGGUUAUUAGAAAAUAGGACUGAAAAGAGGAAAAGAAUGCUAUCAUCUGGCUCAGAGUUGAGCGAAGAUUACCCUAAGGAAAAUGAUUCAUCAUCGAACAACAAGGCUAUGACAGAUCCCUCAAGAAAGUAUCUAACCAGCAGUAGAGAGAAACAGCUGAGUUUGAAGCAGUCAGAAGAGAAUAGGACAUCAGGACUUUUACCUUUGCAGUCAUCAUCCUUUUAUGGUAGCAGAACUGGAUCCAAAGACUACUCUUCUGGCAGCACUAACGUAGACAGGACUAAUGUUCCAAGCCAAACCCCUUCUGCCAAAAGAAGUUUAGGAUUUCUUCCUCAGCCAGCCCCUCUUUCUGUUAAAAAACUGAGAUGUAACCAGGAUUAUACUGGCUGGAACAAACCAAGAGUGCCCCUCUCCUCUCAUCCACAGCAACAACUGCAGGGCUUCUCCAAUUUGGGAAAUACAUGCUAUAUGAAUGCUAUUUUACAAUCUCUGUUUUCACUUCAAUCAUUUGCAAAUGAUUUGCUUAAGCAAGGUAUCCCAUGGAAGAAAAUUCCACUCAAUGCGCUUCUCAGACGCUUUGCACACUUGCUUGUUAAGAAAGAUAUCUGUAAUUCAGAGACCAAAAAAGAUUUACUCAAGAAGGUCAAAAAUGCCAUUUCAGCUACAGCAGAGAGAUUCUCUGGUUAUAUGCAAAAUGAUGCCCAUGAAUUUUUAAGUCAGUGCUUAGACCAGCUGAAAGAGGAUAUGGAAAAAUUAAAUAAAACUUGGAAGACUGAACCUGUUCCUGGAGAAGAAAAUUCACCAGAUAUUUCAGCCACCAGAGUAUAUACUUGUCCUGUUAUUACUAACUUGGAAUUUGAGGUUCAACACUCCAUCAUUUGUAAAGCAUGUGGAGAGAUUAUUCCCAAAAGAGAACAGUUUAACGACCUCUCCAUUGACCUUCCUCGAAGGAAAAAGCCACUUCCUCCUCGGUCAAUUCAAGAUUCUCUUGAUCUUUUCUUUAGGGCAGAAGAACUUGAGUAUUCCUGUGAAAAGUGUGGGGGAAAGUGUGCUCUUGUCAGGCACAAAUUUAACAGGCUGCCCAGGGUCCUCAUUCUUCAUUUGAAACGAUAUAGCUUUAAUGUGGCUCUCUCACUUAACAACAAGAUUGGACAGCAAGUCAUCAUUCCAAGAUACCUGACCCUGUCAUCUCACUGCACUGAAACUACAAAACCACCCCUUAACCUUGGUUGGAGUGCACAUAUGACAGUUUCUAGACCAUUGAAAGCCUCUCAAAUGGUGAAUUCCUGCAUCACCAGCCCUUCUACACCUUCAAAGAAAUUUACCUUCAAAUCCAAGAGCUCCUCCCUGGCUUUAUGCCUUGAUUCAGACAGUGAAGAUGAACUAAAACGCUCUGUGGCCCUCAGCCAGAGACUUUGUGAAGUGUCAGGCGGCGAGCAGCAGCAGGAAGACCUGGAAAAAGAUUCAAAAUUAUGCAGACUAGAGCCUGAUAAGUCCGAAUUGGAAAACUCAGGAUUUGAUGGAAUGAGUGAAGAAGAGCUUGUGGCAGCUGUCUUAGAGAUAAGUAAGAGGGAAACGUCACCAUCUCUGAGUCAUGAAGAUGAUGAUAAACCAACCAGCAGCCCAGAUACUGGAUUUGCAGAGGAUGAUAUUCAAGAAAUGCCUGAAAACCCAGAACCUGUGGAAACCGAGAAGCCCAAAGCAGUCACAGAACCAGAUCCUGCCAGUUUUACUGAGAUAACUAAAGACUGUGACGAGAAUAAAGAAAACAAAACUCCUGAAGGGUCUCAGGGAGAGGUUGAUUGGCUCCAGCAGUACGAUAUGGAGCGUGAAAGGGAAGAGCAAGAGCUUCAGCAGGCGUUGGCUCAGAGCCUUCAGGAGCAAGAGGCUUGGGAACAGAAAGAAGAUGAUGACAUCAAAAGAGCUACAGAGUUAAGUCUUCAAGAGUUCAACAGCUCCUUUCUGGAUUCCCUGGGUUCUGAUGAGGACUCUGGAAAUGAGGAUGUUUUAGACAUGGAGUACACAGAAGCUGAAGCUGAGGAACUGAAGAGAAAUGCUGAGACAGGAAAUCUUCCUCAUUCCUAUCGGCUCAUCAGUGUUGUCAGUCACAUUGGUAGCACUUCUUCUUCAGGUCAUUACAUUAGUGAUGUGUACGACAUUAAGAAGCAGGCAUGGUUUACUUAUAAUGACCUAGAGGUAUCUAAAAUCCAAGAAGCUUCCGUGCAGAGUGAUCGAGAUCGGAGUGGUUACAUCUUCUUUUAUAUGCACAAGGAGAUCUUUGAUGAGCUGAUGGAAACAGAAAAGAACCCUCAGGCACUUAACAUGGAAGCAGGGAAGACUACUCGUCAGGCCUCAUGAGGAGCAAACUCCUGGGUUGGCAGUUUGCACUGCAUAUUCUCUUACUGCCUCCCAUCUCACCUUGCCUCUGCCCAAAAAGAAUUUGGAACUCUACUUGAUGCGGGAGCAGCACACAGCUCAGGGCCAAAACAAAAGACGAAAAUUGCAAUUAUGCUGAAUGCUCCAUGUUGACUGUUUUAUGGAAACCUUGGUCUCACAUCUGUAGCUGAUUAUCCUUUUUUUCUCCUACAGGAGCGGCAUUUCCUGUUGUCUUGGGAAUACAUGUUGUAAAUAUAUAUAUGUACAUACACUCACAAACACACAUACAUAUGUAUAUACGGAAUGAGUGGAGCCUUAAAGAGUUAGAAUGAGUCAGUCACCAGAGUAUGCCUGCUCAAAAUUAAUAGCACAGCAGUUUGGAGAAGAAAUGGAGGUGUCAAAGAGUCUGUUCACCUGAGAAAUGUGUGAAGAUACACACAUACCAGUUGGCUUUUAGCUUUCAUGUUCUUUGAGUAGUUUCACUCAAAUCACUAAUUGUUCAUGUGUUUCUUGUUAGUACAGUUCACUGGAAAGCCAGCCUUCCAUGUUACACUAAUGACCAUUUGUCCUCCUUACAAGGGAAGGGAGUUUCUCUCACCUGACUUAAGGAGCUAAAUUUUUUUUUUUUUUUUAAUUAUUUUGUGGAUUUGUAAUGCCUUUGCUGUUUACAUGCAGUCCCCCAAAAUGGAUUGUUGGUGCUUUGGAAUGUGUUAUGGUCCUACGUUUGGUGUUCAUUAUAUACUCUGCAUUUUUGUAAAGAGAUUCCCUCUGCAGUAUGUUCAUCAUAUGUCAUCUAUAUUAUUAUCGUGGUAAAGAUAGAGUCUUAAUUUUCUUCUGUAUCAUUCUUCCAUGGAAUAGGCACUACCGUAACAGGUUGUAACCAAAACAUGAAGAGGUAGGAGGAUAAUACUGUCCUGGUUGGUACUCCCCAGCAGGUGUUCUUUGAAGGGACAGCCGGGGUGCUUAGAGAUAAGGAAGAAUGCUAAUAUCUCUGGCCCUCAAACAGAGGGGGUCAAGAGAAGUGUUCUUGUGUUAAAGCUGAAACUCUGGACCAGUAAAGGUAAACAAGCCCUACCGCAAGUAUAGAAUUAAGUAUGUGAGCUGUAAGAUAAAGCUUGAGCAUUUAACCAUUUGCUGUCUGGCUUUGCCCUUGAAACAGGGCGGAAAUUAAAAUGUGAUUUGGUUUAGGUAAUCCUAGAACUAACAAAUAACAAAGGUGCAUAAUGUAUUUAUCUUACUUUUUAGGUGCUUUGUGUUGAGGCUAAAUGAGGGUACAAUGUAAAGUACUGCCUGAAUCACUCAGCUAGCAUAACCACCUUGGUUGAGCAGCUUGUGAAACUAUGUAAAGAAUGAGUUUGAGGGUGGAAUUCUGUCCACAAAAUAAUUUUGUGAGCCCGAGAAUCAGUUGGAUCUCACAGAGUUAUGUAAAGCAAAAUAAAACCUCAGUAUUUUCUUUCUUUUUUUUAAAUAAAUGAAGUGGAUUACCCUUCAGUUCUGAGGUAGGAACAAAACCACAUCAGUUUUUCAGGGGGAGAAGGCGUUUUAAAAUCCAUCAGCACAGAGGAUACCACAUCCUUCCUGACGGGUUUCCUGAAGAGAGCUUCAGCCCCACUCUAGAACUUGGAGAAGUUCCAACAUAGUAACCUAUUCUCAAAUUUAGCAUCUUUGAAUUGUACAUGGCCUCAGCAUUUUUGCUUAACUUCUGAUAAAUCCUUAGCCUCCUUCCGUCUACACACAUGCUACUCCAGUGAACGUUGCAAAUUGGUACGGUGGUAGACUAUGCAGGAGUAGUUUAGAGCAGAGGUGAAUAUUUGUUUUAAAAGCUAGCUUUUAAAUUUUGUUUCAUUCCCACCACGGAGCCUCUUUGUGUGUGUGUGUGUAUGUGUGUUUUGCUUAAAAAUAACUGGUUCCCUCAUAAAUGAGUGAAAUGGUGAUCAGAUUCUUUAGCUAUUGUUUCUCUUCUGUGUCCACAUUCAAGAGCAUUGAAAGGCACCGUUAAAAAUGAUUGGGAAUGAUUAGAAGUGAGGGCUGCAUUAGGGCAUAAAGAAAAAAGAAAUAAUGCCAAAAGCCUGGGUUGCCCCUUAAAGCAGCCCAUGGAAUUGCUUUGGUAGCUUGCAUGCGUGCACGACCUAGAAGCACACUUGGCUCAGAAACCUGAUUUGACGUGGGCUUCAUCUCUUGGGCAGGACUUGUUAGUUGAAAAUAGGUUAUUGGGGUAUAUGAGUUAUCCCACUGCUCAUAUACUCAGAUUUUACUUGAUAUCUGUCCAUUUUUGUGGCCUCGUAAGUCUUCCUCCUUUCCCUUCAUUCCUUUCACUACAGUGUUAUUUUGUCAUUUUAGUUCAGUGAAGGGUUAGUGACUGAAAAUGGAGAUUUCAACUGGACUAUGUUGGUGAGGUUUGUUACUGCUUUGAGGUGGCUGUAUAUAUUUAAAGACUAUAAAUAGAUAAUAUAUUCUUUUUUGCAGUGUGAUCAGUUUGCCCAGAAUCAGGGGAUGGGGCAGUUGGCAUGUUGGGGCCAGGAAGGAAGAAGUUAUAUACGGACAGAGUGCUUCAGACCCAGGCAGUCUGCAUAAUAACUCAUUAAUCUUCCCAUCGAAAAUACCCAGUGUGUGGUUACAUUCCUUUAAGUGAUAGCGAAUUGGAACUUGACAGCACUUCGUUCUGCACACAACCUUGUGCUCUAAUUGGGAUUUUUUAGAAGAGAAACAUAAACCAAACAAAAUUUGAGAUUAUUUUCACCUAAUAUUAUGGAGUGUUGGAAAAUUUGAGUGAGUGUGGCCAGAUGUUAUCACUUUAGUAGCCGUAACUUUAAUUCUGGCCUUAAGAUAGACUCCCCUUUAUAGAGAACAUUCUUAUAUGUGUGUCCACAGUCAUCAAUUUGGUCUCAGCAGGAUAGAAUUAGAAGCAAAUCUAUGAAUUGUUCUGCUGUUUAUAUUUUGAUUCUAAAAUUAUCUGUUUACUUGCCAGGGUCUGUUAAUUUCAGGCCUAACUUAAAUGGUUUAACGAUAAAUUGAACAAAUGUAAAAGUGUUUACAUUUUAAGAAGUAUGCAGUGUAUUACAGAUUCAGCUAAUUGACUCCACAAGGCAAAUACUAGUCUACAGCUUUCUUUAUUUCUCUCCUUGAUCAAGUAUAAAAUUGUUCUAAAAGAUAAGCUUUAAGAAUUAAAACCUAGCAAGGUAAUUCACAGAGGUAGUUACUCUUCCCUACUGCAGUUAGCAUUAUAUAGCAGUAUAAACACAGCUCUGCACAUGCACAGCCACGGAUGGAGUUGUUGAAAGAAGCUUACCUGGAGAAACCUAAACUAAAGAUUCUUGGCAGUAUCUCAGAUACAUAGUUGAGUGUUCUGGGUAUCGGGAAGGCGUUUGGGGAACAUACAGUAAAAGAGGUAGCAUAAACUCAUUUAAGAUUUACUGAAAGGUUAUAUUAAAAAAUGCCCUUUCCCUCUUUCUCCUGUCCUCUGAAGUGACUUCAGUGGAUGCUUUUGAUUAUCCAGCCUUUGUUUUUCCCUGUUUGGUUUAAUUGACCCGUUAUGUGGUCUUUUGUUUUAAAUCAGGGAAGCAGAACAGAUGGCAAGUACACAUGGAUCUUGUAUUUAUUGGGAGAUUUUUAGAAAAAUCACCAAAAAGCACUAAGUCACCAUAAUGUCCCAAUUAAACGGAUCUGUCCUUGUCCUCUCCGUCUUCCUUUACACUGAGUAAUGUCCUCUUACAAGUGUGUACCAAAAUUAAACAGACUCUUCCCUCUGACACCUUGCCUAAUGCAUUACUUCAAAAUUCUCAUUUUGUCUCAGUUGAUACGUCUUAUUAACACCUGGAAAUAUAUAUACUUUAUGGGGAAACUGGCUUGUUAGGCCUUGAGAGUUUUGUGACAAUUUUUUUGCCGUGUCUCACCACGAUCAUUGACUCCUUUAUGGCAUGCUUUGCUUACUAGACUUCAGGCAAUCUCUUUUGUUGUAUCCUAUUUAUACACAGUUGGUAAAUUAUUUCUUUUCCGUGUGUGCCAUGUAUCGGAGGUUUUGAAGUAUUUAAUAAAAAGUAUGCCAGUGUAAACAUAAAACCAGCCGAUCUUAGUGACACUGGACUUUGCUUAGAAUACAGAGAUUCAGAGUAUAGGUGCCUCCACUGGCAUAAGAGUGGAUGAGAGCCUGAAUCAGGACCCAGAUUUGUCAGGGUUGAGUGCCAGAACCCAGAAGAGCAAUCACCAUCUGUUUCAAGAACAGAGUGGGCCUGUCCAAGAGUGAGACCAUGUGGGGUUGUGCACACUUCUCUUCUUCCCCGGCUUUCCCUCCCUCUGACCUUGUCCUUCCUGCCCCAGCUUAUCUGGCCUAUGUCAGUGUUGUUUAUUUAUGCUUACAGAGAGGAAAACAGAAGUGGGGUUCCUACAUUUUGCCUAAUUGAGCUGCUACCAGCUUGGCUAGCAGCCUUGGCCACAUUAUAUGUGAAGUGGUUUUUCUUUGUAUUCUGAGUGACUUUUGAUUCUGAUUCUUCAUUGUUGUUUUGUAUGGAGCAGCACUUUAUCUGUGUUUUAGCAGAACUAUUCCUCUGUACCCUUUACGGUUUUUCCUCAUUGGUGUUUCCUUUUUAAAUUAUGCAUAGAGUUUUUGUGUGUGAAAUUAAAGCCUUUAUUAACCUUCUGUUGGUGACUCUUAUUUAUGAAAAGGACACACUCUUACAGACACUUUUAAAAGUCAGUUGAAGCUGUGGAAAGCUGUUGGGCUUCUGACCCUGCUUCUGUGCAGCGCUGUUAGAUCUUAAAGGAAAGGACAUGGAAUGGCAAACCAGUGUAGGGCUGGAGUCACUGAGUUUCACUUGUUUUCAUCAGAGGAGCCUGUGGCUUUGCAGAGACUUCUGGGUAGCAACCUGUAAACUCAGCGUUGGCCUUAGGUAAGCUCUUCCUUUGCCUUGUUAUUAAGAGUACCAGAGAGGGGGUGCAAUAGCAUUUGCAUUUUGUAUUUACCUUAAGCCUCAAACCUAGACUCAAUGAAUAUGCCACACUCCCUGGAUACUGGCUAGUGAGAAUUGUGAAGUCUAAUAUGGUAUCUAGGGCACUCAGCUGUGCUUCAAAGAAGAGGUCCCUGUAGCUAUCAUGACCUGGGUAAGGCAGUGAGGAAAGUAUAUGUGAAAAGGGAAUGCCAUUACUCUGGGAAAGAUGUAAAACUAAAAUGCCUCAGGUGACCUGCGAUGGAUAAAAAUGAGUUAUGAUAGAGAAAAACCUGGGGAUGGCUCCUCGGAACUCUACUGUGCUGUGGAGUGUUUGGCUGCCCUUCUAAGAAGCAAAAGCUCUAGAACAGGAUGGUUAAAAGUGAUGCACCCUAGGAUAGAAACAAUCCAGCCACCUUCUGGAGAGCUGGGAUUGAGAUCAUAGAGACUUCCUGGAGGCAUUCUCUUUAGGUAGGUUACAAACAGGUGACAUUGCCACAGGCCCUGUUGCUCACAAGCACAACUAUAAAUUUUCCCUUCAAUUGGCAUAGGAUGAUAAGUAAUAACAACAAAACUCUGCCCCCGCCCCGCAAGCUGGGUAGGGUGGGGCUUUACAGCUGAGGCUAUGCUUCCUUUUCAAAAUAGUCCUUUUUCUUUCUUGAGGCUUUGUUGCUUCCAUCGAGGCAGGGCAGAGAAGGCAGCUGGAGUCAUCCCCAAGGCACUUGUGAAAUCCUCAACAGACAGGUGCUCCUAGAAGCGGAGAGGGACCAGAGGACAAAGUUCACAUUAUUGCCCAGGGUUUGUUCUGAUGAGUUAUAUAAACCCUUUGCCAUUGAGUUGAUUGACUAAUGGUGGCCCUAUGUGUGUCAGAGUAGAACUAUUCCAUAGAGUUUUCAAUGGCUGAUUUUUUAGAAGACCAUCAGGUCUUUCUUCCUAGGCACCUCUAAAACCAAAACCAAACCCAUUGCUGUCAAGUCAAUUCUGACUCAUAGUGACCCUAUAGAACAGUAGAACUGCCCCAUAGAGUUUCCAAGGACUGCCUGGUGGAUUCAAACUGCCCACCUUUUGGCUAGCAGAAGUAGCUCUUAACCACUAUACCACCAGGCACCUCUAGGUGGACUCUAAUCUCCAAGCUUUAAUCUCCCACCCAGGGACUCCUGGAUGAGUCAUGUAGGUAUGGCAUGUAUAUCAAAUGAAGAGCAAAAGCAGGCAAUGUCAUGAGAGCCAGGAAAAGGCUAGGGAGGACAAGGGCAGCAUGUGGGGGUUCCAAAAGUUUGACCCCUAAAUGAUUACAUUUGGAACCUAAUGAAAAGGGCAGUAAUGUGAUAGCUUGAGUUCCUUUUCCUUUGACCAAGGUCAGGUUCUUAUUAGCCCUGAAAUAAGAAUUAAGACGUUUGACUAAGCUUGGUUAAGAAGUUGCUUCCCUUUCAAGGUCUUAGUUUUCCUUUCUAUAAAAUGGAAGAAAUAUCAUAAAGGCCAAUUUUUGCUCCUUUCUAAGUUUUCAUAAGGAUGAAACGAAUAUAUGAAAGAAAAAAAAAAUCCAAACCCAUUGCCAUUGAGUCAAUUCCAACACAUAGCGACCCUGUGUGUGUCAAGGUGUGCCUGGUAGAUUCAAACUGGUGACCUUUUGAACAAAAACAUAUCACAUGUGAAAGGGCAUUGAAAACAAGGUAUUUGUUAUCUAUCUUAGCAAACAAUGAACCUUCAGUGAGGGGAUCCUUUACAGGAGCUGGCAGGGAGAGUAAGCAGAGGGGCCCUUAAGAGGGCGUUGGCUUGAGUCUGGAUACGUAAGACUUAGUUGCUGUUAUCACAGGGGAAUGGCUGUUCUAGCAAAAGCCCAUUACCCUAGGGAGGGGCUCUCCCUCCUGGAUCCUACCUUGCUUUGCACCAAGUUAGCCAACCGGCCGCAAGGGAAGUAGGGCCUGCCCCUUCCCUAGUGGGCAGAGCUAGCAGCAUUCUAAUCUAUAUAUGCUGCUGUAGCAUCUACAGAGACACUUGACACUUUUCCCAUUUUCAGAUGAUAAAGCUGAAAUUCAGAGUUCUCUGAUUCCUAGUCCCAUACAUGUCCCACUGCAGCACACUGACUCUCCCUUCCUGGCGUGAUUUCAGGGAUACUGUAAAGGCUUCUUGUCAUCUUCCCUCUCCGACCUGCCCAGCAUACUAUUGUGCUUGUAGUUGAUGGACAUUUUACCACUAUAGAUAGCUUCAUCCUUUUUAGCUUACAGGUUGGUUUUGGAUAAAAGGCAACAUGUUGAACCCCUUCUGUCAUUUAUAUUCCCCUGAGGAUGUAUCAGCUGGGUUAUUUCCUGGGAGGAGUUUUGCUUAGAGAUGGUGGGAGGGUGGUGGCAGAAGGUACAACUGAGGUGGGGAUUCUAAGAGGAGAAACUAGGAAGUCCACAGAACAAAUUCAGAGACAGGUUUUGCCUAGCUAUUUUGAGUAGAAAACAAAGUAUUUAGAUAAAUGACUUGUCCUGGCUUCUCCUGUCCUAAGAGUGAUCUAGAAGCAUUGGAUAUCAGAAUUCUACCUUUUUUACUCUUGACUUGGAAGUCAUGACUCGCAGUCACUACCUUUCUGGGCCAUAAAUGAGGGGAUUGACUGAAACAACUUUCAUCCCAACUCUAACAUGAUACGAUAGCGAUGCUGUUUAAGGCAAGCCAGAUACCCUCAAGGCACACUCAAGUAAGAACCUCAAAUUCAAGUUGCUAUAAAACAGGUUCCCCCAACCUGUGUUUCUGCUCCCUGAGACACCAGGAGGGGACAGGUUGGGGUGACAGCAGUGGACUUCCUUUAAAUAUUAGGCUUUGCUAAGGGGGGUUGCCGAGGGGAGUGUUUUAUUAACUCCAGAAGACAGCCCUGAAUUGAACAGCUUCUUGGUAAACACCUGUUGAUGGAUUUCAAACUCGGGUGAUUCUGAAGACCUAGUUCUCUAACCUGUCAUUAGACUUGCUUCCUGCCCCUGGGGCAUUCUCUCCUCAAGGC